AUGAAUUUUGAAUUUGAGAGGGAGAUCGGGUUUAUAAAUAGCCAGCCUUCGCUCGCCGAGUGCCUGACGUCUCUCCCCGCUGUCCUGGAAACAUUUCAAACUUCAUCAAUCAAGGACUCGACGUUCAUUCCUCCUCCUUUCGAGCAAAGCGUCCUGCGAAGCCUCGCUCCUUGUUCGGGCAGGAGCCCGAGCCGAGCCCCGCACGGCCCGGCCCGGCCCGGCCCGGCCCAGCCCGGCCCGCGGGCAGCGCAAUUCCCCUGGAUGAAGGAGAAGAAAUCGUCCAAGAGAAGCAGCCAAGCUCCGGCCGCUUCAUCCCCACCAUCCUCAUCAUCCUCGCUGCCGGUGCCCGCCGCGGGAUCUCCCGCAGAGGCGGCGGGGCUGGCGGACGGCAGCGGCUCCAGGAGGCUCCGCACCGCCUACACCAACACGCAGCUGCUGGAGCUGGAGAAGGAAUUCCACUUCAACAAAUACCUGUGCCGGCCGCGGCGCGUGGAGAUCGCGGCGCUGCUGCGGCUCAGCGAGCGCCAGGUCAAGGUGUGGUUCCAGAACCGCAGGAUGAAGCACAAGCGGCAAACGCAGCACAAGGAGGAGCGGCGCGCAGGGAGCGCGGGGAGGCGCGCAGGGAGCGCGGGGCAGCGCGCAGGGAGCGCGGAGCGCAGGAGCGCAGGGAGCGCAGGGAGCGCAGGGAGCGCGGGGCAGCGCGCAGGGCGCGAGCGCGCGGGCGCGAGCGCACCGCCAGGAGCGGGGCAGCGCGCAGGAGCGGAGCGCGAGGCGCGCGGGGCGGCGCGCGGUUCCCCGCGGCUGCCGGAGCUCGGCGCGUUCUCGGCGGGGCCGCGCCCGGAGCUCGCCCAAGGGUUCUGCGGCGGCCCCGAUGCUCUGGAGAGCCCGCUGCGCUUCUCCGAGGAGGAGCUGGAGCUGUUCGGCAGCGCGCUCUGCAGCAUGGAGCUGCGCCAGCUGGGUUUGCCCUGA
This is a messenger RNA of Camarhynchus parvulus, 969 nucleotides long. It is a transcript of the gene HOXB2, whose product is annotated as homeobox B2. The record is from RefSeq and is a predicted model, not a curated record. Gene Ontology annotation, molecular function: DNA binding; DNA-binding transcription factor activity, RNA polymerase II-specific. The coding region runs from base 1 to 969 and encodes 322 amino acids. NCBI's taxonomy places the organism in Eukaryota, Metazoa, Chordata, Aves, Passeriformes, Thraupidae. The transcript has 3 exons. Gene Ontology annotation, biological process: regulation of DNA-templated transcription.